CUCUCUCUCUCUCUCUCUCCCCCAAGCAAUUAAGAGAGUGGGUUUAUGUGCUUUACUUUGCCCAUACUCCAUAGAGGAGCAGUAGUAAAAUUAGCAACAAGAAUCCCAACAUUAAUUAGUGAAACAAAUGUUUCUCCCACCUCUCCCAAAUCUUUCGCUUUAAUUUCUCUCUUUGGUUUUGGAUUCCCCACUUUAUGCUUGUUAGUUGGUGUUGCUGAGGUAUUUUAGUGGACUUUGUGAGUUUAGAGAGAGAUGAAGCUCCCCAUUUUGGGCCCUCUACUCACAGAUCCUGCAAAUAGAAGAGCAUACUAUUGCAACUUCCACAUUGUGGCUUCUUUCUUCUGCAUAGCUUUUCUUAUUGGGGGUCCCUUCUUUGUCAACAUGCAAGGAAUACCAUCAAGAUGGGGAUCUACUGGGUCUUUGCUAAAUGCAAAAUCUAUACAAUGCAAGAGUCAAUGCAGGCCUCCAGGGACUGAACCACUUCCUCUUGGCAUAGUCAGUAGAAAAUCGAAUCUCGAAAUGACACCGCCGAUACAGGGUUCAGAACAAUCUUCAAAUACAAAGGAUGUAGCAAAAGCAUCUAAGAAUCUACUGGCCAUUGCUGUAGGCAUAAAGCAAAAAAAGGUUGUCGAUCGGAUAGCUAAGAAGUUCUUUUCUUGUAAUUUCACUAUAAUGCUUUUCCACUACGAUGGUGUUGUGGAUGAAUGGGGAGAUUUGCAAUGGAGUGAUAGCGCCUUACAUGUAUCGGGAAUCAACCAAACAAAAUGGUGGUUUGCGAAGAGGUUCUUACAUCCGGACAUAGUUGCAGAGUAUAAUUAUAUUUUCCUCUGGGAUGAGGAUCUUGGAGUCGAACAUUUUCAUCCAGGACGUUAUAUAUCAAUCAUCAAAAAGGAAGGCCUGGAGAUAUCACAGCCUGCUUUAGACAUGGCUAAAUCCGAAGUGCAUCAUCAAAUCACCGCACGCGGGAGGAAAGGAUACGUGCACAGAAGGAUUUAUAAGUCGAGAGGCGGCGGGAGGUGUUAUGAGAACAGCACUGCGCCUCCAUGCACCGGUUGGGUAGAAAUGAUGGCUCCCGUCUUCUCGAGAGCAGCGUGGCGUUGCGUAUGGCAUAUGAUCCAGAAUGAUCUGAUUCAUGCAUGGGGCUUAGACAAGAAGCUCGGUUACUGCGCGCAGGGUGAUCGAAGCAAAAACAUCGGAGUGGUCGAUAGGGAGUAUAUAGUUCAUUUGGGCAUACCGACACUAGGCGGUUUCUCUGAAAACAAGUCAAAUGCUGAAGCAACUGAUCAUGCAUCUCAAGCAGCGGAAUCCUAUGCGGGAAUGGCGUUGCCUCAGGGACCGUAUGGAUUCACCGACAGAUCUGCGAUACGGCGGCGUUCUUACGCAGAACUGAUAAUGUUUCAGAAAAGGUGGAAAAGAGCAGUAGCUGCUGCUGAUUGCUGGAAUGAUCCAUACCCAGAAACUGAAAAGGAAUAAACCAAAAAGAACACUACUUAAACUUUACGAGAUUACAUAAACACGAAAUUCGUUGUUGUGAAAUAUGAUCAAUGAGUCGAAUCGGUCGGUCAUAUAUAGAUUUACCAAUUAGAGAACAACGAAAGCUUUUCGAUUCAUUAACCAGAUGGUUUCUUUAGGCUAUUUGACAUAGUACGAUAAGAAAAUAUUUUAUUUGUUUCUGUACAUAGUAUCGCGUUCAAUAUAUUACAAUGGGUCGUCUGUGAUCUCACCAGAAAACGUAGAAGUAUAUUUCUGUAUACUUUCGCUUUCCAAGUCCAUGUUCACAUUAAGAUUGGUAAAAUGUUAUGUAUGCUCUUCAACUGCAGCUUAUUUAAGCUUA
Ananas comosus (pineapple) is the source of this 1834-nucleotide messenger RNA. RefSeq lists its product as uncharacterized. NCBI's taxonomy places the organism in Eukaryota, Viridiplantae, Streptophyta, Magnoliopsida, Poales, Bromeliaceae. The record is from RefSeq and is a predicted model, not a curated record. The transcript has 16 exons. The coding region runs from base 253 to 1473 and encodes 406 amino acids.